GCACUAGCUCCGCCUCAGAGCGGCAUACUUAUCGAAACGCUACCAACCGGACAAAACCCGCACUUGCUAUAGCACAGCGUGCUCUCUGUUCGCGUUUCGAAGGGCUGCGUAGUCCCUCAUACAAGCAUAUAGCGUGGUCCAAUUCUUCAAUAGUCAAGGUCUCACUCAACCCAUGCACCCGAUUGCCCUGUGACUGAGGAAUAGCGAACAGAUUGCGAGUGCCUGCGCUCGAGCCAACACGCUGCCAGUGCACAAGGUCCACACGAGCUCGAACAUCCGCUUCAGUCAUCAAUAUGAGCACCCAGACUAACGAGGCUCCUGCUGCUGGCGCGUCUCCUCGUUCUAACUCACCAGCCGAUCCUCUCGAGACAACACCGCUGCUACAUCCUCCGGAUGACGCUGCAGCGGGAGUUCCAUCGCGGAAUUUAUCUCUACGGUUUUCGCCCAUCGUGCUCAUCACACCUGUCGCUGUUCUAUUCCAACUUGCUGCAUACCUUCCAAUGACGACCGUCAUCGACGCAAUUCGCAAGAUCGUUUGCCGCUGGUGGUACUUGACCAAUGACCCCAACAAGAUACCUUCGGACGGCCCCAUCCCGAACGCGCUCUGCACUAUCCCUGCCGUAGAGCAGAGGUUCACCACUGCCUUGAUGGUCACAGCCAUCGUUGAGGGGCUCGCAUCUCUGAUUGCUUACAGUGCUCUGAGCUCCAUAGCCAACAAUAUCGGAAGGAAGCCAGCUAUUCUGACGGUCAUAGCUGUCGGAAUCUGUGCGGACGUCUCGAUGUUGAGUACGGCCAUUAUCCCAGACGCAGUCGAGGUAUUCGCAUUGCUUCUGUGGCUUUUGUGUCAAUCCAUCGCAACCGUCACUGUCUUUGUCUUCCUUAUGAAUACAUAUGUUGUAGACCUUGUGCCAGCAGAACAGAGGACGCCUGCUCUCAGCAAGAUCUCUGGCUGGGCAACGCUGGGCGGUGCACUCUCAUUUUCUAUCGGGGGCGCUAUCACCACACGCUAUAACGCUACAGCCCCGGUGUACUAUGUUGCUCUCGGCCUGCAAUGUGUAAACUUCAUCUACGUCAUCACCCUUAUUCCUGAAACACACCAAAAGGCGCAAGGGGUGGAGGUCUCGCAUCCGCGAUCGGACGACGGCGCUCAGACGGAGAACAUCGUAGUUGCGGCUCUGCGCUGUUGUCGCAGCGUCGUAGUCGCUGCCCUCCUCCCGUUGAAAACCCUUCGGCCAACCCGUGACCACUCCACUGGGAGGCUCAAUCUGCGGCUCCUGUACUGUGCAAUUCAUAUAUUCAUCGCCGGACUGGGGGAAGGCCACGUAUUGCCUGCUCUGAUGGUGUAUCUUACUACCAAAUACGACUAUUCGCCGAAAGAGACAGGAUACGUCUUGACCACCCUGACGUUAACGUACGUCGUGGUCCUGACUCUGAUAAUACCGCUACUCGUCCGGCGUUUACUACGGCCACUCUAUUUGAAGGCGACCCACUUGUCAACGACGUCGGAUUCGGAGAGUGUCAGCGAAGUAACUGACGAAAUGGACGUGCACAUUGUCAUCGGGUCCCUAAUCAUUCAGGUCGCCGCUCUGCUCUUAUUGACCGCUGCGACGGGACGGGGCCUCCAACUCGCAUCCAUCGUCCUAUAUGGCUGUUCAGUCGGACGCGGCCCUGUUCUCCGCAGUCUAGCUGUAUCUACCGUUCCGCCAGAAGACCACGCAUCAGCGCUGGCGGCUAUUGAAAUGUCCUCAGGCUUUGGUAUGCUAUUGUCGUCCAUCAUACUGGGCACCUUGAUGGCAGCUACCAUCUCCACUGUACCCCAAGCUGUGUUCUGGGUAAUUGCGGGCAUCAGCACGGUUGCAAGCCUUAUAUUACUGCUAGUUCGAGAUUCUGAUCGAUAUCAGCCAGUACACAACGAGUGAGAAUAGAGGUUCCGUUCACUGGCUCUUUAGAGUCAUUCUCGCCCGGGAUUGUUUGUAACUUAUUCAGUUUUGUUUUUUAUGGACGUCAAAGUGACUCUGAUCCAGGUUUA
Messenger RNA from Fomitopsis serialis, 2029 nucleotides. Its product is annotated as major facilitator superfamily domain-containing protein. The coding region runs from base 294 to 1919 and encodes 541 amino acids. Gene Ontology annotation, cellular component: membrane. Lineage: Eukaryota; Fungi; Basidiomycota; Agaricomycetes; Polyporales; Fomitopsidaceae. The transcript is spliced from 11 exons. Gene Ontology annotation, molecular function: transmembrane transporter activity. The record is from RefSeq and is a predicted model, not a curated record. Gene Ontology annotation, biological process: transmembrane transport.